Daucus carota subsp. sativus is the source of this 886-nucleotide messenger RNA. RefSeq names its product photosynthetic NDH subunit of subcomplex B 5, chloroplastic. The coding region runs from base 37 to 684 and encodes 215 amino acids. Gene Ontology annotation, cellular component: chloroplast. The transcript has 5 exons. NCBI's taxonomy places the organism in Eukaryota, Viridiplantae, Streptophyta, Magnoliopsida, Apiales, Apiaceae. The record is from RefSeq and is a predicted model, not a curated record. Gene Ontology annotation, biological process: response to oxidative stress.
UCUAACCACCUUUGAGACCAAACUGAAACGCUAUCUAUGGCAACUUCAGUGUCAGUGAGCUCACUAAAUUCAGUUCCUAGAUUCGGGUUUGGGUUCAAACCCGACCCAUGUUCUUCUAGAGCUAGAGUUUUAUUACAGACACCUUUAAGUUCAGUUAAACAUGGGAGGCUUAGUUUGAAAAGAUUGAAUGCAGCUGGCUUAGCUGAUAUUGAACCUGACUUGAAUGAAGACCCGAAAGAUCGUUGGGCAACCAAUGGCGUUGACCCUGAUGAUUUUAUAUAUGGAGAGUAUGAUGAUCAUCACACUUAUCAUCCAGGUGAUCAUGAAAAAGUAUCAUUUUGGGGAUCAAUUGCAGAAGAUUAUGCAGCGAUCGACCCUCCUACUGGUUUCCAGGGGCUUAUAUCAUGGUUAUUUCUUCCAGCAGUUGCUGUUGCAAUGUAUUUCGAUGCCCCGGGAGAAUACAUAUACAUUGGAGCAGCCAUUUUCACAAUAGUGUUCUGCAUCAUCGAGAUGGAUAAACCAAGCGAAGCAUACAACUUUGAACCUCAGAUAUACAAUCUGGAGAGCAAGUCUCGAGACAAACUUAUAGCCGAUUAUAAUACCAUGGACAUUUGGGAUUUUAACGAGAAAUACGGAGACCUCUGGGAUUUCACAGUGACAAAAGAUGACAUCAUGACCAGAUAAAUUACAGCAGGCAAGAAAUCACACUUGUACAUUUACAUUAGAUUUUAUGAUUUCGUCACCACUGUUGUAAAAAUAAACUUGAUGUUCAAAAAUUAAAACAUCUGUGUUGGGCAGAUCAGGGAGGAGGCACGAAAGUGGUGAAGAUUUCUUACCUAUAUUUGAUACACUGUGAAAUAAUGAUACAGGGAUAUGUUUACGCCAA